This is a messenger RNA of Carassius carassius (crucian carp), 1662 nucleotides long. Its product is annotated as protocadherin Fat 4-like. Lineage: Eukaryota; Metazoa; Chordata; Actinopteri; Cypriniformes; Cyprinidae. Gene Ontology annotation, biological process: homophilic cell-cell adhesion. Gene Ontology annotation, molecular function: calcium ion binding. Bases 1 to 1662 code for a protein of 553 amino acids. The record is from RefSeq and is a predicted model, not a curated record. The transcript is spliced from 5 exons. Gene Ontology annotation, cellular component: plasma membrane.
AUGAAGAUAGUCGGUGACUUGACCGUGCUCAUGAAGAAUACUGGGACCAUUGUGGGACAUGUGGAGGCAGCAUAUAGUGAAGAGAAUGAAACCUCAGUGUACUCUGUUCAGGAGGAUGAUGGUGAUGGUCUUUUCCUUCUCAAUCCACAUUCUGGCGAAUUCCUCCUGUCCCGAGCCCUGGAUUUUGAGAUGGAGCGCUACUACAUCCUGACUGCAGCAGCUCAGCAGGGGGAGCGUGAACUCACCAGGGUCAGAGUGUACUUCAGUGUGAUCGAUGUCAAUGACAACCCACCAGUGUUCAGCCAGAAUGGCCUUUCGGCAUCCAUACCAGAAGACUCACCUGUUGGAAUGUGCUUUCUAAAUCUCAAUGUUUCAGAUCGGGAUGAGGGUAUAUUUGGAGAAGUGGAUUUGAUGGUGACAUCUGGAAAUCUUGAGAACAAUUUCUUUAUAAACCAGCAUCAAACUCUAUGUAUAAGAGGGAAGUUAGACAGAGAAACAAACGCUAUGUAUAGUCUCAUUGUCCAGGCCAAUGAUUGUGCUUUACCUACAGAGGCUCGACUUACAACCUCAGUGCAUGUCACCGUCUAUCUACUGGAUGUCAAUGAUAACUCCCCUCUCAUCACAACCCCAAGUACUGUUAGUUUUCCAGAGAACGCACCUCUUCAUUCUGUCGUUACGGUUAUACAGGCCACAGAUGCUGAUGCUGGAUCCAAUGGUGAAGUUGUUUUCAGUUUUGAGAGUGCAGAAGAAGAACCGUUUAGUAUAAAUAGUUCAACUGGGGUUGUGUACCUGCGAAAGCCAUUGGACAGAGAAAGCGAGGAUGUUGUCACAGUCACACUGAACGUCAAAGAUAAAGGUGUUCCUUCGUUGUUCAGCUCAAUGUACCUCACAGUGCUUAUUGAGGAUGUAAACGAUUACAAUCCAGAGUUCACUCAAAGCUCCUACAGUCUUUCAGUUUAUGAGAAUGUACCUCGUGGAACAAGCCUGCUCAGAGUUAACGCAAGUGAUCAAGAUAUUGGGUCAAAUGGGCAGGUGCGGUUCUCUGUCUCAGAGAGUGAGUUCAUGGUAGACUCUGUUCUAGGUGUGGUCUCGGUGAUAGACAAGAUGGACCGUGAGAAGAAGCCUUUCUACAGCUUUUUUGUCAUAGCAGAAGACCAAGGAGAUAUUCAAAGGUCCACCACAGCAACCAUUAACAUCGCAGUCCUGGAUGUUAAUGACUGUGUUCCUCUUUUAUCACCUGAAUCACUGACAUUGCAUGUCUUUGAAAAUGGGGAAGACUCUACUCAGCACUCCCAUCAGAUACAUGCCUCUGAUGAAGACUCUAAUGAAGUUAACGGUCAGCUGACAUAUUCUAUAGAAUCAGGAAAUGAUGAAAGUCUCUUCUCACUUCAUCCCAAUGGAACAUUUCAAAUCUUAGAAGAUCUUGAUAGGGAACUGAAAAGCCAAUACAUGUUAAAAGUUAUUGCUGUUGAUUCAGGAUUUCCAUCACUGACUGGCACAGGCACCUUGGUUAUUGUUGUUGAUGAUGUCAAUGACAACAUUCCAAUAUUUGACAAGGAGUUGUUCAGUACUCACAUAUUGGAGGAUUAUCCUGUUGGGACUGUUUUUCUGAGAGUUGCAGCAUCAGACUUAGAUGAUGGUACCAAUGGACAGCUAAGGUAA